AUGUUGCGUGUGCUGAUCACCUGCACUCAGGUGUUUAUAGCAGCAGAUUCCUGCAGCAGCUCCUCAGACUGAAGGAGAGAGGACACAGAGACUCCAGAGAGAGAGACAGAGAGCUGUGAGACUCCACUGAGAAGUUUCUGGUGUGGCUAUCAUGGAGAAGCUGGUGCUCCUGAUGCUGUUGCUUGCAGGAAUAUGUGCAGUUGCAUCCGGCCACUUCAGAAAAUACCACUUUGUGGAAGAUAGAAAGAGCUGGUUUGAUGCUCAGAGCUACUGUCGAGAGAAGCACACAGACCUGGCCACCAUUGAAAGCCAGGAAGAAACCGAGAAAGUCUUAAAUAUUUCAGCUGGUUUUAAUGAUGCCUGGAUCGGCCUGUAUUAUGACAAAGAGAACUGGCAGUGGUCCAAUGGAGACAAUGUGAGCUACUACAACUGGACAUCCAGUCUCAACUGUACUAGUGUCGAUUCAAAUGGAGAGUGGGUCGACUCAGACUGUCAUAGUAAUAGAUAUUCUUUCAUCUGCUACAAUGACACCAGAGAGAGUUAUAUCCUGAUUGAUCAACCGAAAACCUGGUAUGAAGCUCAGCAGUACUGUAGAACAAACUACAUCGACCUCGUCAGUAUAAAGAAUAAUGAUGAAGAUAAGAAAAUAAAGGAGAAAGCAAAUGGAAAGCCUGUCUGGAUAGGUCUGUUCAAUAAUCCCUGGAAGUGGUCACACAAAGGGGAGUAUUCCUCUUUUCACAACUGGGACAAAGGGGAACCAAACAAUUUAGGCAAUAAUAUCUGUGUGGAGAUGUAUGGUGCAGCGGAUAAGGAAAGAGGUAAAUGGAAUGACGCUGGCUGCAACAAUACCUCGCCUUUCGUUUGCUAUAAUGAAUCCUGUAAAUAUACUUCCUGCACUAAAUACCGCUUUGUGGAAACAGCUAUGACCUGGUCUGCAGCUCAGACACACUGUAGAGAUAAAUACACAGACCUGGCCACUGUCCACAACCAAGAGGAAGCAAAGCAACUCUUAGAUAAUUUAAAUAUGAGUACCAAUGCCUGGAUUGGGAUGUAUCGUGAUGUCAAUGAGAACUGGCAGUGGUCCAAUGGAGAUGCAGUCACCUACAACACGAGACGUGCCAAACUCUUCUGUGCUACAGUCAGUCAAGAUGGAGAUUGGACCGAUUCUGUCUGUCAUGAUACAAAACAUUUCAUGUGUUAUACUAAUAAUGAAACCAGCGAGAGAUAUAUCCUGAUUGAUAAACCGAAAACCUGGUAUGAAGCUCAGCAGUACUGUAGAGAACACCACACUGAUCUAGUCAGUGUAAAGAAUGAGGAUGAAAAUAAGAAAAUAAAGGAGAAAGCAAAUGGAAAACCUGUCUGGAUUGGUCUGUUCAAUAACCCCUGGAAGUGGUCGGAUGGGGGGGAUAAUUACACACUUCAGAACUGGUCAGAAAAUCAACCUGACAAUUCUAAAGGCAAAGAGAAAUGUGUGAUGAUUCAAAACAAAAGUAAUAAGCUUACAUUAAAAAAUGAUCAAUGCAGCACAGCACAGCACUUCUUCUGCUAUGAUGAUGGCAGGAAGCUGUUCCUUGUGAAGGAGAAUAAAACCUGGGAGGAAGCCGUGGAGUACUGCAGAUCCAACUACACUGACCUGGUCAGCAUCGAGUCAGAGGAGAAGCUCCAGAGGGUGUACCGAGAGGCUAACAAGGCCAGCUCUUCACAUGUCUGGCUCGGGCUGCUGCAGAGCUGUACCUUUGGCUUCUGGUACUGGGUGGACGGAGCCCAGUCCUGUUAUGAUAACUGGGCUCCAGAACACCAAUGCCAGUCUGGGUGUAACCAGUGUGGAGCCAUGACUGCAAGGAACGGGUCAGAAUGGACUGAAAAACCCUGCACUGAGAGGUUCAACUUCAUCUGCUACAACGGUACAACUGGCUCUUCUCACUGAAGGCUCUCAGUGCUACAGCUUCUGCAGCAGAAUCAGCUUCUUACUGUCAUGCUACCUGCCAUUGCUUCAUGGGGACGAAUGGCUUAUUUUCUUUGGAUUUGGAAUGAUAUGUUAAAUGCAUUUUGUUAAAGUGAUAAUGACCAAGGCUUUUACAGAUACUCUUCAUGGCAAACCGUUGUGUUCUUUUGCUGUGUUUUAGUUUUAUGGCUGGUUUAACACCCUUUGAUUGCCGUUUAUAUUUUGCUAUCUUAUCUAAGGUAACAUUACUGUAGGUGCAGAUUUGUGCUAACACCAGUCGUUAGUUUUCUCAGUUUUCUCAGAUAUUAAACCUCCAUCCAGACCCUGAAGGAGUUAAUUAUAUCAUUGUUUCUGUUAAACCUGGGAUGGAAUGGCCCUCCAGGGCUAUGAUUGGACACCCCUGUUCUAGAACCUUUCUUCAAAGUUAUAUUUUUGUUAGUUGUCUGUACAUUGAUUGGUUUUAAGCAGUGUUGGGGAGAAACAGAAUGCAUGUCAUGCAUUACUGUAACAUGAGUACAUUUUUCAGUAACGUGUAACAGUAGACAGGUAACUAAAUGUGUUAACAUAUACAUUUUAUGUUAAAAAAUAAGUUACUUUUAGUGAAUUUUUUUCUUUAAAAAAAUGCAUAACUUGGAUAUUAGAAAGCACUUCAACAGUGCAAGUCAAACCACACAGGUCACGUUAUCAUGCUUUGAGCCAAUGAGUGGGAUCCAUAGCUGGAUCUUCAAUGAAUAUUUUGAGCUGUAGCCUGACCAAACUGAAAAACAAAUAGCUCUGUAAAAUGUAAACUGUGCCUGAGAAGUAACUAUUUGUAAACAUAACUAUAAAUAGUUCGAUUUUUUCCAAUAACUGUAAAGCAUUACUUUUUAAAAAGUAACUUCCCAACACUGUUUUUAAGUUAAACAUAGCCUGAGAUACAAUGUAAAAGCAUGUUUUUUCUAAUAUGAUUUAAGUUUUUAUAUUUGAAAUAUUUUUUUCUUUUUCAUAUUUUAUUGUGUGUGGUGUUUAAGUUGUAUUUUAAAAGCAUUGAAUAACUGUAGUUGACUUGAUUUACCUACAAGCCACCACUGGAUCAUUUUACAGCAGCAGGGAAUCCCACUGGAUUGAACCCGUCAUUGACCCGAGGUCACCCCUAAAAUGGGUGUCUGAUGUAAUCCAGAUGGGUUUCCCUGGUGCUGUGCUACACGCCAAUCAAAUCCAGCUUUGACUAAUGCCAGCUGGGUAUACAGGAGGUAGAUUAAAUCACACCAUAGUAAUGUUUCCUGUAUCAUCCCUUAUAAAAGUUUAUCACGAUAUUGUUACAUUGCUGCCAUGCUUUUCUCAUGCUUAUACUAUGCAUUUACUAUAGUUUACCAUGGUUUGCCGUGUUUAUUAAUAUGCUUUACCAUAUAGCACCUCUUUGGUUUACUAAGCUUUUACUGUGGAAAACUUUAUAAAGGAUUGAACACGCUUUUCUAUUUUAAAUCCAUGUUUUUAAAUUGACAUUACAAUAUAUAUAUAUAUAUAUAUAUUUUUACUGCAUAACUGUCAUGUGUGUUCCCUCUUUGUUUCAAAACAAUUGUGAAAUAUAUAAAGGACAGUGAAUUAGUGAAAGGUCCAUACAGUGUGCAUAGAAUUCACUGUCCAUAUGGACUAACCGUUAAUUAUUUAAUUUGUGAAUAAUCUAAUUGUGAAAUUACAAAGGGAGCACCAGACAGUAUAUACACUGACUGGGACAUUGUUUAAUUGGAAAUGGGGUUUGUAUUGACCAGAAAUGAAAGUUGAUGUGAUUUGGGCUACUGUAACAUCACUUGUCUGUGGGCUCCGUGAUUACCUGUGUGCUGCCAGAAUUGUGCUUUCUAGCCAAUGAGAGGUUUAUCUGCAUGUUGCAAAUCCAGGAGACUGUUUUAAUCAAUGGACACUUUGGUCAAUGCAGCCCCUGCAUGGACGGAGCCACUGACCUGGCCCCUGUGAAGUUACAGUGAUCCUUCCCAUUGAUCCUUCACACAGCUUAAUGGAUAUGCAUAACAUGACAUAUUUCAAGACCACAUAGAUUUGCAUACAUUACUCUAAUUUUCAGUCCAGUCAGUGUAUAUUAUUAUUAUUAUUAUUAUUAUUAUUAUUAUUAUUAUUAUUAUUAUUAUACUAAAAACAAUUGCUUUAAAAGCCUCAUUUCUGGAAACAUCCCAGUAUCAUAGAGACUGUUUCUAAACGUUGAUUCUUUGAUCCUGUUGUGAACACUGUAGAGGUUUGCAUAGUGAUAAAGAAAGAACAAUUGAUGGGAUGUUAUGUUUUGGUAGUUUGGGGUGUUGUAUUGUCGAUUGUGAGAGGACAAAAUGGAAACUUAAAAUGCAAACAGAAACACAAAGUUCUUUAAAAAAAUAGUAAUGUUAAGAAAUGAUUUGUAAGGCUACUGCAUAAAGCAAACAAAUAUGGUAUAAUAUUUUAAGUAAUGUAUUCUAUGCUUGCUGUAACUGCUUGGA
This is a messenger RNA of Acipenser ruthenus (sterlet), 4407 nucleotides long. RefSeq names its product macrophage mannose receptor 1-like. The transcript is spliced from 8 exons. The record is from RefSeq and is a predicted model, not a curated record. Bases 152 to 1927 code for a protein of 591 amino acids. Lineage: Eukaryota; Metazoa; Chordata; Actinopteri; Acipenseriformes; Acipenseridae.